UUCUCCUCCAGGGAGGAAGGCUGGCUGGCAUUGCAUCCAGGUGGCUUAUGCAAGCUCAGGGCCUGAGAAAGCAAGCAAGAGGGUAAGCCUAGGAGGAAAGCAGAAGGCUGAAAUGAAGGAUGUGUGCUGGAAAAGAAGGGCAUCUGGUCACCCUGAACCCCAAAGUGGUGGAGAUACAACCUAAUAUUUGCUGUUGUUGUGUGUCUUCAUGAACCUAUCACAGGGUUUUCUUUGCCAGGCUCUUACAAGAAUCAUCCUAAUGGCACUGAGAUUACCCACCCGGAGGCUCCUGCAAUGCAGCCGUGUUGUGUUAGGUCCCGGUGAUAUCCGGGCACAGGGUACAAGUGCCGCUGUGCAAAAGGAAAAAGAAGCAUCGCCCUUACAGAAGGAAGUGAAAGUCCCCAAAGCCCAGUUUGACUGGCAAGAUGCCUUACAGUUAGAGAAGCUCCUUACUCCAGAGGAAAUAAUGAUUCGGGAUUCAUUUCGUACCUAUUGCCAAGAAAAGCUAAUGCCCAGGAUCCUUAUGGCCAAUCGAAAUGAAGUCUUUCAUCGGGAAAUUAUUUCUGAAAUGGGAGAGCUGGGUGUCCUAGGCUCUACCAUCAAAGGUUAUGGUUGUGCGGGAACCACCUAUGUGGCUUAUGGACUCCUGGCAAGAGAGGUUGAGAGGGUGGACAGCAGUUACCGAUCAGUCAUGAGUGUUCAAUCAUCUUUGGUAAUGCACCCUAUAUAUGCCUAUGGGACAGAAGAGCAGAAGCAGAAGUACUUGCCACGCCUAGCCAAGGGAGAGUUGCUGGGCUGUUUUGGGCUUACAGAGCCCAACCAUGGAAGUGACCCUGGUAGUAUGGAGACCCGAGCCAAGUACAACCCCUCCAGAAAGACCUACACACUCAACGGCACCAAGACUUGGAUCACUAAUGCACCAAUGGCUGAUCUGUGCGUGGUGUGGGCUGUUUGUGAAGAUGGGAAAGUGCGGGGUUUCCUUUUGGAGCGUGGAAUGAAGGGUCUCUCCACUCCAAAGAUUGAGGGCAAAUUUUCACUGCGGGCCUCUAUCACUGGGAUGCUUGUUAUGGAGGAUGUGGAGGUACCUGAAGAGAACCUUCUGCCCAAUGUGUCUGGACUUGCUGGUCCCUUUGGCUGCCUGAACAAUGCUCGCUAUGGCAUAUCAUGGGGAGCCCUGGGAGCAGCUGAAUUCUGUAUGCACACAGCCCGGCAGUAUACCCUAGACAGGACCCAGUUUAAAGUCCCACUGGCAAGAAACCAACUGAUCCAGAAGAAGCUGGCUGACAUGCUCACUGAGAUCACCAUUGGCUUACAAGCUUGUCUACAACUCGGCCGCUUGAAAGAUGAAAACCAGGCUACUCCUGAGAUGAUCUCCAUGCUGAAGCGGAAUUCCUGUGGGAAAGCGCUGGAGAUUGCCCGGCAAGCUCGUGACAUGCUGGGCGGCAACGGAAUCGCAGAUGAGUACCAUGUCAUCAGGCACGUCAUGAACCUUGAAGCUGUCAACACCUAUGAAGGAACCCACGACAUCCAUGCUCUCAUUUUAGGCCGAGCUAUAACUGGUCUUCAGGCUUUCACUGUUGGCAAAUGAAAACAUUUCCCCAAGAUUCAGCUUUGUUGCUCCAGUGUGGGAACAUCAGUGGACACUGUUGGACAUGUCACAGUGGCUUCAUAAGUGGAACAUGACUGCUGCCGACCAAGUUCUGAUCAAAUAUAUUUCUUUACCUCAGCUCAAAUACUUGUAGUUAAUUUGAAACAAUACCAAAAUCAGGUGUUUAAGAAAUUUUUAUGAGCUAGAGAGAGAGAAAGCAUUGAAAUGCUGCAGUAUGGCAAAAGAGCACACUGUCAUGCCACUUGACUGUCCUUGCAUUAGGUGACAGGUGAGCUGGGGCUGGGGAGCAAAGCAGACAAUGGUGGAGGACAAUGCAAAGCUCAGAAAUUGCCAAAUGUCUGUGAGGCAAUCAGGUAGGUUGUAUGACUGGUUACAUUUAAUGCUUUAUGGUAAAAUUUUAUUAAAAAAUCUUCUGCUACUACAGGAAGCAACCAGAACAAAA
Molecule: messenger RNA, 2051 nt
Organism: Sceloporus undulatus (fence lizard)
Lineage: Eukaryota; Metazoa; Chordata; Lepidosauria; Squamata; Phrynosomatidae
Gene: GCDH
Product: glutaryl-CoA dehydrogenase
Exons: 13
Coding region: 209-1588 (459 amino acids)
Biological process (GO): fatty-acyl-CoA biosynthetic process; fatty acid beta-oxidation using acyl-CoA dehydrogenase
Cellular component (GO): mitochondrial inner membrane
Molecular function (GO): flavin adenine dinucleotide binding; glutaryl-CoA dehydrogenase activity; fatty-acyl-CoA binding
Source: RefSeq, a predicted model, not a curated record